AUGGGAGCUCCAAAGUCGCUAACUAGCACGGUUAAUGUUACAUCAUUUGGCUGGCCUGUUUAUUACUAUUUCAAGUUCAGCAAUGCAGAGAUUGACUGCAGUGACGACCUGAUUGUAGAUGGUGAUGAAUCUGCCGAAAAUAGGGAAGACAGCUUGCAAUUCCACAUCCAAAUCACGAAUUUUUUUGACGGUUUCAUACACCCGGCGCCGGUAUACCUUCCUGGUCAGAUACCAGUAUACUCGAACGCUGCAUUUCAAAUUCUAGGAUACAUCCCCGAAGACAGGAAUGGUGAAUCAUUUGAAUCUCUUCUCAAAAGCAAGAUCUUCGAGCCCUUAAGGAUGUCUAACAGCAGCCUUUUUGGACCCCGAGAUACGAUCAACGGGGUGAUAUCCGGCAACCUGAAGGAGAGUGGUUGGGCUAUCAACUUUGGCGGAGGAGCUCCAUAA
Molecule: messenger RNA, 447 nt
Organism: Histoplasma capsulatum G186AR
Lineage: Eukaryota; Fungi; Ascomycota; Eurotiomycetes; Onygenales; Ajellomycetaceae
Exons: 4
Coding region: 1-447 (148 amino acids)
Source: RefSeq, a predicted model, not a curated record